AUGUCGACCAUCUCGUCCACCAUCUCGUCCUACCGAAAGCGCUGCGAUCAUGACGGCAGGUCCGCGAGCCGUCGCAGUGAGAGCCCGGACGGCGCGCGCGUGCAUCACGACGUCUACGCGAGCAGCAAUAAGACGCCCGAGGCGUGGAGCGGACAGGCGCGCGCUCUGGACGCCAGCGUGUGCGGCGCACUGAGCGUGGAGCGGAAAGCCCCGCGCGCCAGUGAGAAGGCGCAGGUGCGGGCGCUUAACGAGCGUUUCGGCUGCUACAUCGAGAAGGUGCGGCUGCUCGAGCAGAAGAACGGGGCUCUGCGCGCGGAGCUCGAACGCUGCCGCGGGACCGGACCGGCGCGCCUCGCCGAGCUGUGUGCGCACGAGCUGUCCGAGCUGCGGCGGCACGUGGACCGGCUGACCAAUGAGAAAGCGCGAGCCGAGGUGCAGCGGGACAACCUGCUCGCGGACCUGAAGCGGAUCCGCGCGAAGUUGCAGGAGGAGAAAUUUCAAAGAGAGGAAGCUGAGAGAAGCACACAGAGCUUCAGACAGGAUGUCGACAAUGCUACUCUUGCUCAAGUGGACCUGGAGAGGAAAGUGGCGUCUCUUCAAGAGGAAAUUGUGUUCCUCAAGAAGUUUCAUGAGCAGGAGCUGAAAGAGUUACAGACUCAGACACAGAAGCAGCAGUUGAGUGUGGAUUUGGACAUGGCCCAGUCUGACCUGACCUCUGCCCUCAGGGAAAUCCGGGCGCAGUAUGAGAAACUGGGCUUCGCGAGCGUGCACGAGUCUGAGGAGCGGUACGAUUCCAAGACCUAUUUGUCCUGGCUUGAGACCCUCCAGGUUGUGGAUGUGGAUUUUCAGUUCAUCGAUCUCGCAGAAGCCAUGAACAGAAAUAGAAAAACCCUGCGAGCGGCCAGACAGGAGGCCAACGAGUGCCGGCGCCAGGUGCAGGCCCUUACCUGUGAAGUAGACGCCCUCAAGGGGACAAACGAGUCCCUGGAACGAGAGAUGAAACAGAUAGAGGGGAACUUUGCUCUGGAGUCCUCGGGUUAUCAGGAGACCAUCAAACGUCUGGAGGAGAACAUUCUCAAACUGAAGGACGAGAUAGCUCGACAGCUGUGUGAAUACCAGGACCUGCUCAGAUGCAAGAUAGAGCUGGACAUCGAGAUCGCCACCUACAGGAAGCUUCUGGAAGACAAGGAGAGCCAGUAAUUAAUGAGUCUACCCAGAAACAUGAAGACCCGGAGUGACCUGCCUCACCCCCGCUUCGAUUCACACCUUGUCCAAGCACACAACACACAACAGCAUCAUCCGUCCCUGCGAGGCCGACAGAAAUAACCGCUGUCCCUCGGCUACUACUUUCCAGUGCCUUUUCUGUUGAGGAACUGACUGAGUUCUUUCCCUAGAUAUUAACAUGAUAGUAAUAACGUCUGAUAAGAUAGAAAUUUCAAAACGAUCAUGAUAAAUCCACAUUCAUCCAUGUCAAUGAUUAUUGCACAAUUUAAAUAUCCUAUAAAUUCCACACGUAACUUUUUAUUUGAUUGUAUAUUAUAGAAAUGCUAGUUGAAUUAUGUCAUUUUUUUAUGUAGUCACUGCAUAAUAAUCUGUAGGCUUUGGUGUUGUACAGGAGUUUAUAAGAUGAAUUAAAUGCAUAAUUUAUGAUAAUUUUAUUUUUUUUGUAAGUGAAUUAUUAAGGGUGGCGCAGAGGCAUAAUGGUUAGUACUUGUACCUCCAGGUUUCCGAAUUCGAUUCCCACCU
Molecule: messenger RNA, 1746 nt
Organism: Clarias gariepinus (North African catfish)
Lineage: Eukaryota; Metazoa; Chordata; Actinopteri; Siluriformes; Clariidae
Gene: viml
Product: vimentin like
Exons: 7
Coding region: 1-1200 (399 amino acids)
Biological process (GO): intermediate filament organization
Cellular component (GO): intermediate filament; plasma membrane; cytoplasm
Molecular function (GO): structural constituent of cytoskeleton
Source: RefSeq, a predicted model, not a curated record